This is a messenger RNA of Vombatus ursinus (common wombat), 3560 nucleotides long. It is a transcript of the gene DENND1B, whose product is annotated as DENN domain containing 1B. Lineage: Eukaryota; Metazoa; Chordata; Mammalia; Diprotodontia; Vombatidae. Bases 58 to 2355 code for a protein of 765 amino acids. Gene Ontology annotation, cellular component: nuclear speck; intracellular membrane-bounded organelle; cytosol. Gene Ontology annotation, biological process: endocytic recycling; T cell receptor signaling pathway; endocytosis. The record is from RefSeq and is a predicted model, not a curated record. Gene Ontology annotation, molecular function: phosphatidylinositol phosphate binding; guanyl-nucleotide exchange factor activity. The transcript has 22 exons.
GCUGCGUGGGUCUAGGCGAGCAGCGGAGCGGGCCGAGCUCGGACUCGACAUGUAAUCAUGGACUGCAGGACCAAAGAAAAUCCAGAAAGGACAUUCGACUUGGUAUUGAAGGUGAAAUGUCAUGCUAUUGAGAAUGAAGAACCGGUGGUAUUAUGGAAGUUCCCAGAGGACUUUGGAGACCAGGAAGUGCUACAGAGUGUGCCAAAGUUCUGUUUCCCUUUUGACAUUGAAAGGGUUUCCCAAAAUCAAGUUGGACAACACUUUACUUUUGUGCUAACAGAUAUCGAAAGUAAACAGAGAUUUGGAUUUUGUCGUUUAACAUCGGGAGGCAAAAUUUGCUUAUGCAUCCUUAGCUACCUUCCAUGGUUUGAAGUGUACUACAAGCUUUUAAAUACUUUGGCAGAUUAUUUGGCUAAGGAACUGGAAAAUGAUUUGAAUGAUAUGCUAAAAUCACUAUACAGCCAUCCUAUACCAAAGGCAAACACUUCAGUCAGUUUGAAUGUGCAGUCUUACUUCAUUGCCCCUGAUUUAACUGGACUACCAACAAUACCUGAAAGUAGAAAUCUUACAGAAUAUUUUGUUGCUGUGGAUGUGAACAAUAUGCUGCAACUGUAUGCCAGUAUGUUACAUGAGAGGCGCAUCAUCAUUACUGCUAGCAAAUUAAGCACUUUAACUGCUUGCCUUCAUGGAUCAGCUGCACUGUUAUAUCCAAUGUACUGGCAACAUAUAUAUAUCCCAGUGCUUCCGCCACAUCUGCUGGACUACUGCUGUGCCCCAAUGCCAUACCUGAUUGGAGUUCACUCUAGCCUCAUAGAGAGAGUGAAAAAUAAAUCAUUGGAGGAUGUGGUUAUGUUGAAUGUUGACACAAACACUUUGGAAACACCGUUUAAUGACCUGAACAACCUACCAAGUGAAGUGGUCUCGGCCUUGAAAAAUAAACUGAAGAAGCAGUCUACAGCUACGGGUGAUGGAGUAGCUAGAGCCUUUCUUAGGGCUCAGGCUGCUUUGUUUGGAUCCUACAGAGAUGCAUUGAGAUACAAACCUGGAGAGCCUAUCACUUUUUGUGAGGAUAGUUUUGUAAAGCAUCGUUCCAGCUUGAUGAAGCAAUUUUUGGAAACUGCAGUGAACCUUCAACUUUUCAAGCAGUUUAUUGAUGGUCGACUGGCAAAACUAAAUGCAGGAAGGGGGUUUUCUGAUGUAUUUGAAGAAGAGAUCACUUCAGGUGGCUUCUGUGGAGGAAACUCAAGAUCUUAUCAGCAAUGGAUGCACACAGUCAAGAAGGGAAGUGCAUUAUUUAAUACAGCAGUGACCAAAGCAACCCCUGCCGUACGAACAGCAUAUAAAUUUGCAAAGAAUCAUGCUAAACAAGGAAUAAAAGAAGUAAAGAGUAAACUAAAACACAGGGAGAAUGAAGAAGACUAUGGAUCUUGCUCUGGUUCUGUACAGUAUACACCAGUUUACACAUUACACAGUGAAAAAGGUGGGAAGCUAGAGAAGCAUAAACUAGCACAGGCACGCUUAAAAAGACCAAUGAAAAGCACUGACUGUGUCCUAUUUGAAGAUGAAGAUGAUGACAUGGACAGAGCAAGCAAGUUAUCAUCGGAAGACAGUGAGGAAGCUUCUGCUUAUUUUUAUGAGAGUGAUGAUUCUGUUGAAGCUAGAGUAAAGACUCAUUACCCAGGUGAAAUGGACUUACUAGGAGAAAUCCUUGAUACUUUGAGUACACAUAGCUCAGAUCAAGGAAAGCUAUCAGCAGCAAAGAGCCUGGAUUUUUUUAGAUCAAUGGAUGAUAUUGAUUACAAGCCUACGAACAAAUCCAAUGCACCUAGUGAGAGUAAUCUGGCUAUACUUUGUGGCAGUUCUAAUGAUCAAGCUGAAUGGAAUCUUGGUCAGGAUGAUAGCGCUCUCCAUGGAAAACAUCUCCCACCAUCCCCAAGAAAACAUGCUUCUUCUGCUGGUUUAACAGAAUCUCUCUUUAUUCUGAAAGAGGAAAACAGUGAAAAACACCUCAGUGCCAACAAUGUGAAUUGCCCAACGAUGAUGGUAAAUUCAACUUCUCCUGUAGAAUCAGUUUUACAACUUGAUUCUUCAGAAGAUUCACAAACACAUAGUCCUUUCCAAGGAAAAACUGAAAAUAAUGAAACACUAAGCCAUACCUCAGAUGAUCAACUUAAUCUCAGCCUUAGACGACAUCUAUCUACUCUAGUUCCCUGGGAAAAAGAUGGGAGUGAAGCAAAGGAAACUUCUGGAGAGGUUGGACUACUUCAUGAAGUCGUGACAUUAUGUCAUAUGACAUCUGCUUUCCAUCAUGGUUUGAACAUUUCAGAGGAUAACAGCAGCGGAAAUAAAACUUAAGUUGGUUGUCAAAGGGGAGAUCACUUCCUUCAAAAGUUCAUAAGGAAUCCUCUUAGACUUUCAAGUUAUAUAUUAAACAGGUUUUGUAGGAAUCAUAACUCUCUUAAUUUUGAAAUACUGUUUGGUUUGGUACAUGAAUUUCGCCUGUUCAGUAAUUUCAUGGCUAUUUUCAGCUAUUGAUUUGGUAUUUGGAGUCUUAAAGAUAAAGCCAACUGUGAUGUUGUGCUUUUAGAUCAGGUACUAGUUUGUUGAGUCUACAUAUUUAGCAUGAUUGCCCCUGGAAUAUGGUGCUUAAUGUCAUCCAUUUCAUUUAUCCAGAGGGAAACAUAUAUGACUUUCAGAUAACCAAUUAGUACUGCAUCCCUUUGGUUGAGCAUGAGCUGAACAAGUUGUUAUAAAAUGAGCCUGAAACUCUUAAAAUACUGAUCAGCAAAUUGCCUUAAUCUUAAGCCUAUAUUAAAUAUUACACAAUGAUCAUGAGUGAUUUAUGAUACUAUACUUAAUUGUCUCAGAAGGCAAAUGUUCUCAAGAGCAAUAAUGACUUUUUAUGCAUUGAUUCAAGGGCCAAAAGUACUUUUUUUAAAUUAAAAGAAUCUCAUAGAAAUGUUGCAUAUGAGUUAUAGAAAGAAAAAUAAGGCCAUGUCUUCCAAAAUUUGAAAGGUAUGAACUUACCUUUUACUCAGUAUAUGAAGUGCUAAGGCAUAAUGUGAAGUCAGUGAACUUCUGUUUACAACUGAGACACUUUAAAUAGUUUCUACUGUCCCCAUGUACAUCUCUACUAUCGAGGAGUCUUGGAAAGGGAAAUAUGGGAUUAACUGAAUUCAUAGACUAUGUUGCUAAGAUUUAUUUUAUUUUUAUGAACCAAUCUUUUGAAAUACCAUUUACUUUGAAUUUUAACAUCUUUCUGGAUUUUGAAAUUUUGAAUUAGGUUUAACAUCUUCCUGGAUUUUAGAAAGGAAUAAUGAUCUGUUUCAUAGUAGUAUAGGAUAGAUCCAAAAGUACAGCUAGAAAAAGCAGUGAAAUGUUACGUUUCAAUUGGGUUCUGCAACUUUUCUAUAUAAUAUACAACUACAUCAUUAGAAAUAAAAAAAAUGGACAGUAUUUUUAGGAAAAGAUAACUAAACAGUUUACUUGGAGGAUUUUGAGAGGCAGUCCAAUAAACAUUAGACCUUCACUAUGAAAUAUUUACUAAAAGAAUACUUUUU